AUAAUUUUACUUAAUGAUUAUGUUUCAUUUCAGUAUACUCCAACCUGUAUUUUGACAAGUGGAACACUUGCAAAGGAUUAUGAGAGUAUUCCUUUCCCUUGUAAAUGCAAAUGUCAGUGUCAACCACUCACAUGUUCAUGUAUCGUUGAUUCAAACAUAUUUUAUGCAAAUGGUUUACUGCCAGAGUAUUGCCUUGAGACCACAACUAAGCCAAUAAUAGAAUGUUCCAGUCUCUGCGCAUGCAAUCAGAGUUGUCCAAAUCGAAUAAUUCAACAAGGAAUAAAAUUCUCUCUGCAAGUUUUCAUGACUAAAUCAAAAGGAUUUGGUGUGAGAACAUUAGAAUUCAUACCCAAAUUGUCAUAUGUUUGUGAAUAUGCUGGAGAAAUUAUUGAUUCUUCAGAAAUGAAACACAGAAUGAACAAUAGAUUCUGUGAUGAAUCUAAUUAUAUAUAUGUUUUAAAAGAGCAUACAUCUGAGUCCAGAUUAUGUACAAUAAUUGACCCCACUGAAGUUGGAAAUGUGGGAAGAUAUCUGAACCAUUCAUGUAAUCCAAAUUUAGUUUCUGUUCCUAUUCGGGCCAAUAGUAUGAUUCCUAGAAUUUGUUUCUUUGCCAAAGGAGAUAUUUUGCCUCUACAAGAACUGACGUAUAAUUAUUCUGGAGAAUUUGAUGAAAAAGAAAGCAGUUUUAGUUCUACUAAGGUAAAUGCUUCCACAGAUGCUAGACAAAGGUGUUAUUGUUGCUCUCCUAGCUGUACUGGUUUCUUACCAUAUGAUAACAACUGGUUGUCUUGACACAUAGAAUGAUGUAUGCUAGUAUGAAGUGAAAUUUUUAAUAAAGUGAUUUUAUUGGCAAAA
This is a messenger RNA of Stegodyphus dumicola, 855 nucleotides long. RefSeq names its product histone-lysine N-methyltransferase SETMAR. Gene Ontology annotation, cellular component: nucleus. Lineage: Eukaryota; Metazoa; Arthropoda; Arachnida; Araneae; Eresidae. The record is from RefSeq and is a predicted model, not a curated record. Gene Ontology annotation, molecular function: zinc ion binding; histone methyltransferase activity; protein binding.